This is a messenger RNA of Emys orbicularis (European pond turtle), 1050 nucleotides long. It is a transcript of the gene LUM, whose product is annotated as lumican. The transcript is spliced from 2 exons. The record is from RefSeq and is a predicted model, not a curated record. Gene Ontology annotation, molecular function: collagen binding; protein binding. Bases 1 to 1050 code for a protein of 349 amino acids. NCBI's taxonomy places the organism in Eukaryota, Metazoa, Chordata, Testudines, Emydidae.
AUGCAUCUAAGCUCUCUACCUUUCUUACUGGUAUUGAUCAGUGGCAUUUUCUGCUAUUACGACUAUGAUAUGGGAUAUUAUCCAGACCCAGAUGACCCUUAUGUUCAUUCAAUGAUGGGGCCAUCUACAGCGGUCUGUGCCCCAGAAUGUAAUUGUCCUGAAACCUAUCCAUCUGCAAUGUAUUGUGAUGACCUGAAAUUGAAAAGCAUCCCAAUUGUACCUGCUGGAAUAAAAUACCUUUAUCUCCGAAACAAUAUGAUUGAGGGCAUUGAAGAAAAUACAUUUGAUAAUGUAACAGACCUGCAGUGGCUGAUCUUAGAUCACAACCAUUUGGAAAAUUCAAAAAUUAAGGGAAGAGUCUUCUCCAAACUAAAGAGUUUAAAGAAAUUGCAUAUAAAUUAUAACAAUUUGACUGAAGCUGUUGGACCACUUGCCAAUACCAUGGAUGACCUGCAACUUAGUCACAACAAGAUCACAAAAGUCAGCGCCAAUGUACUGGAGGGGCUGGUGAACCUGACUGUCUUUCACCUACAGAAUAACCAGCUGAAAACAGACUCUGUUUCCGGGGCUUUGAAAGGCCUGAAGUCACUUUUAUAUCUUGACUUGAGCUUCAAUCAACUUACAAAGCUACCAAAAGGACUGCCUCCUGCUUUACUCAUGCUGUAUUUUAACAACAACCAGAUCACCAACAUUCCUGAUGAGUACUUCCAAGGUCUUAAGGCCCUGCAAUAUUUACAUCUGUCUCACAAUCGGUUGACAGAUGGUGGAAUACCAGGCAACGUUUUCAAUAUCUCCUCCCUAGUUGAGUUGGAUCUCUCCUUUAACAUGCUGAAAAGCAUUCCAACAGUCAAUGAGAACCUAGAAAACUUCUACCUCCAAGUCAACCAAAUUAACAAGUUCCCACUGAGCAGCUUUUGUAAGGUUGUUGGACCACUAACCUAUUCCAGGGUCAAACAUUUGCGUUUGGAUGGAAAUAAUCUCACUCGAUCUGACCUGCCACAGGAAAUGUACAACUGUCUCCGUGUAGCUGCUGAUAUCUCACUGGAGUGA